UUUGUCACAUCUGCCAGAGAUAUUAACAACAGUCACACACCCUGCUUUUCUUCCUCCUGCUGAAUUUCGCUCUUUGUGUGACUUUGCCGCUGAUGUGAUCUGUGUUAGCGUUAGCCGUUAGCUCGGCCCGCGGUUGGAGCGUUGAUUCCGGCCAUGGCUGCCCGGGGGAGCUUCUCCUUCAAGGUGGUUCUUCUUGGGGAAGGCUGUGUGGGCAAAACGUCGCUGGUGCUGCGGUACUGCGAGAAUAAAUUCAACGACAAACACAUCACAACGCUACAGGCAUCCUUUCUCACAAAGAAGCUCAACAUCACAGGAAAAAGGGUCAACUUGGCCAUAUGGGACACAGCAGGUCAGGAACGUUUCCACGCCUUAGGUCCAAUCUAUUACAGAGACUCAAACGGAGCCAUACUAGUGUAUGAUGUCACAGAUGAAGACUCCUUUCAGAAGGUAAAGAACUGGGUGAAAGAGUUGAGGAAGAUGUUGGGAAAUGAGAUUUGUUUAUGUAUAGUAGGUAAUAAAAUAGAUUUGGACAAAGACAGGCAUGUUUCAGUGGAUGAAGCAGAAAGUUAUUCAGAGUCAGUGGGGGCCAAACAUUACCACACAUCAGCCAAACUCAACAAAGGCAUCGAGGAGCUGUUCCUGGACCUGUGCAAGCGGAUGAUGGAAACUGCUCAGGCUGAGGAGAGACUGAAGGGCAACGGCUCCAGCCAAUCAGCAUCGAGUAGGCGGGGUGUACAGAUUGUUGACGAUGAGCCACAGGCCAUGCCUGCUGGUGGCUGCUGUUCCUCUGGCUAAAGCGCUAACAUGCUCAUACGUGACUUCAGACAUUCACACAAAUGUGUCUGUUUGUUCAGCCCCAAAGGAUCAUGGGAAAUCUGAUAAAUUUCCUCCAGAAAUGGUGUUACAUUAUAGCACUUUAAUGACAAAAUGUCCUCUAAUAAAAGUUAUAACUAAAAUAUUAUGUGAUCUGGAAACUAAAAACAACCUCUGAGAAACACUAGGUUGUCAUGGCGAUGGACCACAUUCAUUAAAAGCUGAAAUAAUUUGAACAGAUUUUUUUUUUUUUGUUCUAUACACAAAAAU
This is a messenger RNA of Thalassophryne amazonica, 1083 nucleotides long. It is a transcript of the gene rab21, whose product is annotated as RAB21, member RAS oncogene family. Gene Ontology annotation, biological process: Rab protein signal transduction. NCBI's taxonomy places the organism in Eukaryota, Metazoa, Chordata, Actinopteri, Batrachoidiformes, Batrachoididae. The transcript is spliced from 7 exons. Bases 154 to 795 code for a protein of 213 amino acids. Gene Ontology annotation, molecular function: GTPase activity; GTP binding. The record is from RefSeq and is a predicted model, not a curated record.